AUGGCUCUUUUAGUCGAUAAGCUGCGGCCACGCACUCUUGAUGCUCUAUCCUAUCACUCAGAGCUCUCUGAUCGCCUGCGGUCACUAGCACAAAGCGGAGAUUUUCCCCAUUUACUAGUCUACGGACCCUCGGGCGCUGGCAAGAAAACACGAAUCAUUGCGACAUUGAAAGAGCUUUAUGGCCCAGGUGUCGAGAAGAUCAAGAUCGACGCCAGAGUCUUCCAAACGACAAGCAACCGAAAACUAGAAUUCAACAUUGUGUCAUCAGUCUACCACCUCGAAAUCACUCCCGCCGACGUCGGAAACUAUGACCGAGUGGUCGUUCAGGAAUUGCUCAAGGAGGUCGCGCAGACGCAACAGGUUGAUCUUAGCGCCAAGCAGCGCUUCAAGGUCGUUGUGAUCAACGAAGCCGACCACUUGACCCGCGAUGCCCAGGCAGCCCUCAGACGUACCAUGGAAAAAUACAGUCCCAAUCUCCGAUUGAUUCUCCUGGCCAACAGCACAUCCAACAUCAUCGCGCCAAUUCGUUCUCGAACCCUGCUGGUCAGGGUUGCAGCGCCUACCGAAAGCGAUAUCUGUUCUGCGCUCAGUGCUGCAGGAGAUAAACAAGGAUGGGUCGAGUCAGAAGUACUCAACAAGAGGAUUGCGAAGGAGAGUGGACGGAACCUGCGACGGGCGUUGCUCAUGUUUGAGUCGAUUUAUGCCCAGAAUGAGAAAGUCACGGACACGACUCCUAUUCCGCCUCCGGACUGGGAAGCCCUCAUCACUCUAACGGCUGAUGAGAUCCUGUCUGAACGGUCACCGGCUCGGCUAUUGCAGGUCCGCGCACGUCUGUAUGAUUUAUUGACCCACUGCAUUCCCCCGACGACUAUUUUGAAGACCUUGACAUUCAAGCUCGCGACGCGGGUUGAUGAUGCAUUGAAGCCAGACGUUAUCAAGUGGUCUGCCUUCUAUGAACACCGUAUCAAGCUGGGAAGCAAAGUGAUCUUCCACUUGGAAGCCUUUGUGGCCAAGUUCAUGCGCAUCUAUGAAAGUUAUUUGAUGGGCAUGGACUUCUAG
This is a messenger RNA of Penicillium bovifimosum, 1059 nucleotides long. RefSeq names its product replication factor C subunit 5. Gene Ontology annotation, cellular component: Elg1 RFC-like complex; DNA replication factor C complex; nucleus. The record is from RefSeq and is a predicted model, not a curated record. Gene Ontology annotation, biological process: DNA repair; DNA-templated DNA replication. The transcript has 6 exons. Gene Ontology annotation, molecular function: DNA binding; DNA clamp loader activity; ATP hydrolysis activity. The coding region runs from base 1 to 1059 and encodes 352 amino acids. Lineage: Eukaryota; Fungi; Ascomycota; Eurotiomycetes; Eurotiales; Aspergillaceae.